UAGACCCCCCGAUCGCCCCACGUGCGGGACAACCCCCCCCCCAUAGACCCCAACGUGCGGGGAGGCUGUUUGCCCGCCGCUGUCUCGGAGGAUGAAGCGGCUGAGCGAGGAGAGCUGGUCGGGCUCGGAGUCGGACGGGACCAUAGACGUGGGCAAAGAGGAGGAAUACAGCCAAGUAUCCAGGGCUGUUUCUCCCACCACCACAUCUCAGAUACAAGCCAGGAAGAAGCGGAGAGGGAUCAUUGAGAAACGGCGCCGUGACCGUAUUAACAGCAGCCUGUCUGAACUGCGGCGUUUAGUCCCCACUGCCUUUGAGAAGCAGGGCUCCUCCAAGCUGGAGAAGGCAGAGAUCCUGCAAAUGACAGUGGACCAUUUAAAAAUGCUUCAUGCCACUGGAGGAACAGGGUUCUUAGAUGCCCGAGCCCUGGCUGUGGAUUACAGGAGUAUCGGCUUCCGUGAAUGCCUCACUGAAGUUGUCAGAUACCUUGGUAUCCUUGAGGAACAAAACGGUGCUGAUCCUAUCCGGCUACGACUCCUCUCCCACCUGAAUAAUUAUGUUGCUGAAAUGGAGCCUUCGCCUAUGGCCACUUCCCUUCUGCCCUUUCAGAUGUGGCCCUGGUCAUUCCUCCACAAUUCCACAGCCCCCGCCAAUCAAGUACUAAUACCCAGGAGGGAGGUUGUCCCGGGUCUAGCUGUCUUGACUGCUUCCCCCCUGGCUUAUCCAAGUACCACCAUGAGAAGGGCUCCCGUUCGCCGAAUUCCUAGUGCCAUCAUGCCAGCCCGCCGAAACUUCAUGUCCAAUAGGAUGGCCUCUUCGUCCCGGAGGGCUAGACCCACAGUGACAUCAACAACCCCAUGUGCCAUGUCCAGUGUGCCAUCAGCAAGUGGUGCCCUGAGAGAUGCCACCUCUAGGAGCAGCCAGAUUGCAACGUUCCUGCUCUCCUCCACCUCUCCUGGAGUUCCCAUACCACCUGCUUCUUACACAGCUCCUCCUGCUUUGAAUGAUUCUCCCCAGGGGCCAGGGACCAGAGGUGGAACUUCCAGACUCUGCCGCUCCUGGGCUACUGAAAUUGGGGCUUUCUGAUCCCUCCCUGACAAAAUCCUAAUGGAGACAAAAAUCGUCAGCAGCCACUGCUCAGAAAGCAUGCUUCGAUGAACAGCUUCUUUCCUGCUUUGCAGAAAUAAAGGAUCCUCUCCUCACCUUGCCAUCCCUUCUUAUUCCUCACGUCAUCUUCCCUCCCUCCCCAUCACACUGUCUCCCUCUUUUCCAUUUCAGGUUUGCAGAUUUUUUAUUGAACUGAAUGUAUUUGUCUGUGUACAGCUCCGCUAAAGGUUAUGGGUGAGGUUUAUACACAGAUCCUAAUUCAGACCUUUCCCUUCCCCAGCCCAGGCCCUGGUAGAGCUGACUGUUGCAGUCUGAAAAAUGUACACCAGCCUUGGCACUGAUUUGACUUUGCUGGAGACACAGAGCUCCCAAGCAGUGACACUUUCUAACACUUGUAUGCAGUGGUGUUGUAGCCAUGAAGGUCCCAGAAUGUUAGCAAGACAAGAUGGGGGAGGGAAUAUCUUUUAUUGGACCAACUUCUGUUGGUGACCAAGACAAGCUUUCCAUCUUAUACAGAGCUCUUCCUCAGGCCAGCCCUGAAGAAGAAUUCUGUGUCAGCUCGAAAGCUUGUCUCUCUCACCAACAGAAGUUGGUCCAAUAAAAGAUAUUCCCUCCUGCACCUUGACUUUCAAACAUUGACUUCCUCCUAGCUUCAGCAUGUUGUUUGACACGAUCUAAGUGAGGUGAGACAUGUCGGCGAGUAAUAGAGACAAUCUACCACACGCACACAAACUGUCCUUUGAUAACUGAACCCAACCCCCAUCAGGAUUGCCGUAAACAGUCAGGAGACUUGGGAGGUUCCUCUCCGUUGGCCAGCCCCAUUCUGUUGAUCUCUAAAAAUGGAGAGCUUGACAUUAUGCGUAACAAGCUGAUUCAAAACCACAGAAUCCUGAGGGACGACUUGGCUGAAAACGUAACAGUUCCCCAUCUCCCUCUGAACUGACACCCUGUGAUACCCAGUACGCAUUCCUGCUGCAAAGAAUUAUCCCAGCACAGGACUUCCUGUACUUAAGACCUCAAUACUAUGUGCAGUCCACAUUUUCAUUUCCCGUGGCUCGGCUUUCACCUAAAACCAGGGCCUUCCCAAGUGUCACUAGCGAACUUGAUUUACGGAAACAUUUGCCUGAUCCUGUGCUUAGAUCAAUGCAGUUAUCAGAAUGUUUUCAGGAGGGAGUAUUAGACAUUACUGUGCAAAAUGCCUUUGCCAGCUGCUGUUUGGGAUUCCCUAUGUAGAUAAUUCAGAUGUCUGUGAGAGAGACAGACCUUGCUCAUCCAGUGAAGCAUUACAGAGUAAGGGAGCAGGUUUCCAAAGUGACACCUGUCAUGGAGGGGAGGACUUGGGAGCUGAACUACGAGGGAAAAGGAUACCCUUCCUUCUCUCUUCCCCUCUUCAGCCAUCAAUCCUCCCUCCCCAUAUGAAAAUACAUUACCAUAAAGGGAAGAGUGGAAGAAAGCAUCCUUUACCCCAGGCUCCUCCUUUGUUUUCACCAACUUCCAGAUCCUUAAUUAAAUUUUCUAGCCUGUUCCGCCAGGCCCACCUCUACCCUUUUUCUUUAUCGCCAUGUUCUCUGCAUGGACUUGAUCCCAAACCCACUGAAGUCAAUGGCAGUCUUUCCACUGACUUCAUGGGCUUUUGACCAGCCCCUAGAAUGUCCUCUGUCUCUUGAAAGCUUUCUCUGCCUUUGUCUUCUCUCUGUGUGAUCCGAUAUAAAUGCCAAGGAUGAUGAUUAUUAUUUGGUUCCUUCUGCAAUCAGCUGAGAAGCGGCAGUAGUAAGAGAGUGCUCAGCAGUUGCCCGAAUGGGUGUAGGAAAUGCUGUUUAUAUAAAACAGAAGCAUAGGAAGGGCAGUUGGUGUGAUCUGGUGAUCAGAUGGCCAUGGAGUCUAUGAGAACCAGGGCCUGUUUCCACAGAAGGGGUUGGGAGACUAGAACAGUUCCUCCCAACCAAGACAUCUGGCCACCCUAGCCACAGGCUGUCUAUUGCCCCGGUGCACUUCUCUUGGCAUUAUUAUUUUAUAUAACAUAUAAGAAGGCAGUAUACCUCCACUUAAACCAACGCAAGACCCCUCUUCCCUGAACCUGUGUUUUUAUUUUCUUGGAUUUAUGCAGAAGCUGGCAUUGGUCCAGUUGAAUACCCUCUAAUUGCAUCAACGUGACCCUUGCCUGAGUCAGUGGUGCCAUGCCAGGAAGGGCAAAGCAGAGAAAGGAACAAAGGGGGAACAGUGAGUAGUGUCUUUUUAUGUAACAGACCCUCCCCAUCCCAGACGUCAAGCAAGUGGCCAGUUGUGUAUUGAACUGGUGGCUCAGCAGUGGCAUUGAUACAGCUGUGUAUCUGACAUACGUAUGUUAAAUGUAUAUGGGUCAGACAGACUUGUUUUGGAAGUGAGUCCCUCCUGAUUGCUCUCAAUACACAUAAAUGCCCCUGGCCCCCGGUACUUGUCCUCACUCAUUUCCUGAGGUGGCAGAGUCAAUCAGGAAUGCAAUAUUCCAGUUCGGAGAAGUUCCCUGUGGACUGGUUGUUUCUGGAGCUAGUCUGUGCCUUAGAGCCCAUACUUUGCACUGCGCAGAGCUGUUAACAUUGUGAGCUGUCAGACAUCCAGCAAAAGGUGUCAAAUAAAGUCUUCCAAACCCAUGUCAUGGUUGUGAAA
Messenger RNA from Caretta caretta (loggerhead turtle), 3751 nucleotides. It is a transcript of the gene HEYL, whose product is annotated as hes related family bHLH transcription factor with YRPW motif like. Gene Ontology annotation, biological process: regulation of DNA-templated transcription. NCBI's taxonomy places the organism in Eukaryota, Metazoa, Chordata, Testudines, Cheloniidae. The record is from RefSeq and is a predicted model, not a curated record. Gene Ontology annotation, molecular function: DNA binding; protein dimerization activity.